Doryrhamphus excisus (bluestripe pipefish) is the source of this 1064-nucleotide messenger RNA. NCBI's taxonomy places the organism in Eukaryota, Metazoa, Chordata, Actinopteri, Syngnathiformes, Syngnathidae. The record is from RefSeq and is a predicted model, not a curated record.
CAACACCAGAUGAGCUUCAAGCAGACCUGGUAUUCCUGGCCAUCAUGCAGAGAAUCAAUGCAGGAGUUGCUGUCAUGCUUGGAUUUCUAUUUGCUGACGUCUGCAGCCUUGCCAGCAGCGCACGCUCUGAUUGUGUGAUCCACAUGGACACGUGUGUUGCACAUGUGUGCAAAAACCAAGAGGCUCUCAUCGGCACCAUCUGCGAGAAUAAAGGAUGCCAAAUAACAGAUUCAGAGGUGUGUAACGUGACGGUCCAGGCUGUAUUUGACCAAUUUCCUCAGCUGAGAGGAUGUGUGUGCACUUUGGAGGAGGGACUUUGCGACGCCAUACGAGAGCUGGUGGCACAAUGCCAACCAAAGCCAGCAGCUCCACAGACGAGAAGCAAACUGACUGACUGGCAAUCAAGCACUUUAAUAGGCUUUGAUGACGAUGCUGUUGGAGACUGCACAGACCAAAUGAGGCUUUGUGUGAGCGAUGCUGUGUGCAACAAGUAUCUGGCACACAUGCUUCAGGCUUGCACGGUGGCCCAGUGUGAUCCUGACCGCUGCGGACGAGAAAUUCAAAUUUUCUACGCAAGCAUGCCGCAUAACAUCGCAGAGAUGUUGGUCAUGUGUGAAUGUGACCCUUCAGACCACAGCUGUCUGCAGAUGAGAGGAACAUUGCAUGGCGGCACAUGCGGUGCUGACUCUUGGAUCUGUCAGGAGUCAGUCAGACGCUGUGUUGAGGACCAACCCUGCAGAGAAUUGCUAAGAAGUUUCCAAGUGAAAUGCUGGAGCCCGGAGGAAGCAUCAUGCAGCGAUGAAGCUCUUCAAAGCGAAUGUUUCAGUCGCAUGAAUCCAUCGGUUAUUCUUGGAGGGGACUCACACUGCAGAAGGGCCUUUGUGGCCACCAUGGGCACGGCACUGCACCACCCGUGCACGUGUAAACAAAUGCACGGCCCCGAUCUCCUCACCUGUCGCAUGAUACAUGAUGUGCUUCACAACAGGUCGUACUUCAGGAGCCAUUGGAGGAGAAGUAAUGCCACUUCUAAUCAUCCUGCAAUCAGCCAAUCAGGGGAAGGUCAC